Messenger RNA from Cherax quadricarinatus, 2246 nucleotides. Lineage: Eukaryota; Metazoa; Arthropoda; Malacostraca; Decapoda; Parastacidae. The record is from RefSeq and is a predicted model, not a curated record.
CAUACAGGAUAUAAGCCGCACCAGUGUCCACAUUGUAUGCUGUGUUUUACUGUAAGAGGCAAUCUUGUAACUCACAUGAGAGUUCACACUGGUGAUAGACCAUUUAAGUGUUUGGACUGCGAGAAGUGCUUUACGCAAAUGAAUGCUCUUGCCAUUCACAGGCGCAUUCAUACAGGAAGUAAACCAUUUAAAUGUUCCGAGUGUAUAUAAUGUUUUAGCUAUAACAUAGUCUUGUGGUACACAUGCGUGUUCACUCCGGUGAUAAACCAUUCAAGUGUUCAGAGUGUCUGAAGUCUUUUAGACAAAAGGGCAAUCUUAAAACUCACAUGAGAGUCCAUACAGGUGAGAAACCUUAUGAAUGCCCAGAGUGCCAUAGACAUUUUAGUGAAAGAGGCAGUCUUGUAAAACACACAAGAAUUCAUACAAGAGUUAAACCGUACGAGUGUUCCGAGUGUCAGAAAUGUUUCAGAUUUAAAAGGAGACUUGUAGAACAUAAGCAAAUUCACAUAAGACACACAGCAUAUAAAUGUACCAAGUUUACUGAAGAAAUCAAAAUGAUUAGUCAUUUAGAAUUGUCAGGAAAAUUGGCUUUGGAUAUGUACACAAAUGUUAGUAGAGGAGGCAAGUUAUAUCAGUGUUCUGAGUGUUUAAAAUGUUAUAAACACAAACACAAUCUUUCAAGCCAUAUGCAAUAUCAUUCUGGUGUGUCAUAUUAUUGUUCAGUAUGUAAAAAAUUCUUUAAAAAUAAACAGAGUCAUAAAGUUCACAUGCAAAUUCAUACUGGGGAAAAAAAAUUUCAGUGCUCAGAUUGUCAAAAAUGUUUUGCCUCGAAAGGGACUCUUAAUAUACAUUUACGUGUUCACACACGGGAGAAACCAUUCAAAUGUUCGGAGUGUGGGAAAUCUUUUGGCUAUAAAAACACACUUCAAACGCAUAUGCAAUCUCAUACAGGACAUAAACCAUUUCAGUGCUCCGAGUGUCAGAAAUGUUUCGGUCAAAAAGGCGCUCUAGUGACUCAUAUGAGAGUUCACACUGGAGACAAACCUUAUCAGUGUUUAAAGUGUCGAAAGAAUUUUAGUUUAAAAUGUACUCUGAUGAAACACAUGCAGGCUCAUGCAGGUGAAAAACCUCAUCAGUGUGCAAAGUGUCUUAAAUAUUUUGCCAAUAAGGGUUAUCUUGUAACACACAUGCGGAUUCACACAGGAGAGAGACCCUUUCGCUGUUCGGUGUGUUUGAAGUGCUUUAGUGAAAAAAGUACUCUUAAAAAACACAUGCAUAUUCAUACAGGAUAUAAACCCCAUCAGUGUCCUCAUUGUUCCCUUUGUUUUACUUCAAAGGGCAAUCUUGUGUCUCAUGUGAGAGUUCACACCGGUGAUAAACCAUUUAAGUGUUCGGACUGUCAGAAGUGUUUUGCACAAAUGAAUGCUCUUGCAGUUCACAGGCGCAUUCAUACAGGAAGCAAACCAUUUAAAUGUUCCGAGUGUAUUAAAUGCUUUAGCUAUAAACAUAGUCUUGUGAUACAUAUGCGUGUUCACACUGGUGAUAAACCAUUCAAGUGUUCAGAGUGUCUGAAAUCUUUUAAACAAAAAGGCAAUCUUAAAACUCACAUGAGAGUCCAUACAGGUGAGAAACCUUAUGAAUGCCUAGAGUGUCAUAAGCAUUUUACUGAAAAAGCCAGUCUUGGAAGACACAAGAGAAUUCAUACAGGAGAGAAACCAUACAAGUGUUCAACGUGUCGGAAAUGCUUCAGAAUUAAAAAUAGCCUUGUGAAACAUGAGCGAAUUCACACAUGAUAUAAACAUUAGAAGUGACUCAAGUUGGGGAAAUGUUUUAGCUAAAAAAAGCUGUCUGGGAGACAUGUGGCUAGACAAGCAUUAUAUAAUUUAAAGGGUGUAAUAUAAUUUGCAAAAAAGUGCAGAUUUGUAAUACAGUGAGGCUUAAUGCUGGUGAGGGGGCUCUUAAUCCAAGGAAUUGGACUUUUCCUCCCUCUCCUUGGAUUGCACUCAAAUGCCUCUCAUUACCCUAGAUGCUGUAUGACCCCUAUGUGUUUAGUACUCACCCUAUGAAUAUAUGAAUUUAAUACAUAUAUACGCACAAUAAAGUUUCACAUACCAUGAGGUUUACAGCCCUGACAUCAACAACAAUUAAAUGUUAUUUAAUGUUAAUAACUAUGGGAAAGUGGGGUUAGGUUCUGGCCCUACAAAAAAAAAAAGUCAAAUAUGUCCAUUUUCAUCUGUUAGAGAAAA